Asparagus officinalis (garden asparagus) is the source of this 468-nucleotide messenger RNA. RefSeq names its product zinc-finger homeodomain protein 11-like. The record is from RefSeq and is a predicted model, not a curated record. Gene Ontology annotation, cellular component: nucleus. Lineage: Eukaryota; Viridiplantae; Streptophyta; Magnoliopsida; Asparagales; Asparagaceae. Gene Ontology annotation, molecular function: DNA-binding transcription factor activity; transcription cis-regulatory region binding. The transcript has 3 exons. Gene Ontology annotation, biological process: regulation of developmental process; regulation of DNA-templated transcription. Bases 1 to 468 code for a protein of 155 amino acids.
AUGGAGUUGGAGAUGGAGGAGACCAUAAUAAACAUAAUCUAUGGUGUUUGCCUCAAGAAUCAAACGAUGGGAACUGCUCAUCAUCAAGUUGAUGGUUGUUUGCGCUUUGUUGAGGAUCAAGAAAGGCCUCAUCUGCUCAGGUGUCGAAACUGUGCUUGUCAUCGUAGUUUCCAUUGGAGGCAAAUUUACGUUGGCCAUGGCCGUGGUCAUGGUGGUGGUCGUGGUGUUGAGGCUGGUCGUGGUCAAGGAAGAGGUCGAGGUCGUGGUAGGGGGCGUGGACGUGGGCGUGGUAAUGGAGGGGGAGGUGAUGAUGAUGAUGCCUCUUCAACAUCCUCUACUAUUACCAACGAGUUGUUGUCUAAUCAAUGUGAUGUAGGUUUAUGGCUUAAUGGGUUUACAAUGGGUUGCCUCUACAUAACUUACGAAGAAAGGAAAGAUAAUGGUGUUGCUCGACAGUGGUUUAAGUGA